AUGAUUCGCUCUUUUCUCACUGCAGCAAGUCUAGCUGCGACUGCGACCGUCUCGGCGCAGUACUUUCCUCCUCCGCGCGAGGGUCUUACCGUGAUCAAGUCCAGUGUGACCGAAGGCGUGACCAUAUCCUACAAAGAGCCAGGUAUCUGCGAAACAACUCCCAACGUGAAAUCCUUCUCCGGCUACGUCCACCUCCCACCGAAUACCCUCAACGACGUAAACCUCGACCAAAACUACUCCAUCAACACAUUCUUUUGGUUCUUCGAAUCGCGCCACGAUCCCGCCAACGCGCCAUUAUCAAUAUGGAUGAAUGGCGGACCGGGUUCUUCGUCGAUGAUCGGUUUAUUUCAAGAAAAUGGACCCUGCAGAGUAAACGCGGACUCGAAUUCGACGACCUUGAAUCCGCAUUCGUGGAAUAAUUAUGCCAAUGUUAUAUAUAUCGAUCAACCGAAUCAGGUUGGGUUUAGUUAUGAUGAGCCUCAGAAUGGGACGCUGAAUCUGGUGACGGGCGAAUUGGUAGCGUUGGAAGAUGGGAUGCCCAUCCCGGAGCAAAACAACACGUUUUUAGUUGGGACAUUUCCGACUAUUGAAGGUACGCGCUCGACCGCCAACACGACGGAAAAUGCGGCAAGAUCAUUGUGGGAGUUUGUGCAGGUGUGGUUUACAGAGUUCCCGGAAUACAAGCCUGGCGAUGAUAGAGUGAGUCUGUGGACAGAGUCGUAUGGUGGACGAUAUGGACCCAGUUUUACGGCGUUUUUCCAGCAGCAAAAUCAAAAGAUUGCGGACGGGAGUUUGCAGGGCCAUCACACCAUUCAUAUGGAUACACUGGGGAUUAUAAAUGGUUGUGUGGAUCUGUUGACUCAGGAUUUGAGUUAUGCGGAUUUUGCAUACAAUAAUACAUACGGGAUUGAGACAAUCAAUCAGACUAUUUAUGAGCAGGCCGUUGAUGCAUGGAAAAAGGAAGGCGGCUGUCGAGAUCAGAUACUUGAGUGUCGUGCCCUCGCUGCUGUGGGCGACCCGCUGAAUCUGGGGAACAACGACACGGUCAACAGUGCGUGCGCCAAUGCGUCUGAUUAUUGCAGUAAUGCAUUGGAGGGGCCUUAUAUUGAAUUCGGUGGUCGCGGUUACUACGACGUUGCGCACCCCAUUCUCGACCCCUUCCCACCCAAUUACUUUAUGGGAUAUUUGAGUCAGAGCUGGGUUCUGGGCGCCAUCGGUGCGGCGGUUAACUGGACUGAGAGCGUUGAGUCUGUAUAUAACGCGUUCCAGAGCACAGGCGACUACGCCCGCUCCGAUGUUUUGGGCUAUCUCAGGGAUAUUGCAUAUAUUUUGGAUCAGGGCAUCAAGGUUACCCUUGUCUACGGCGAUCGCGACUUUGCCUGCAACUGGAUCGGAGGUGAAGAAGUCAGUCUAGCAGUCGAGUACAGUGACGCAGAAAAGUUCCGUGCCGCGGGUUACGCGGAUUUGCACACCAACGACACCUAUGUCGGCGGCAAGAUUCGUCAAUAUGGCAAUUUCUCGUUUGCUCGUGUGUUUCAAGCGGGCCAUGAAGUGCCUGCGUAUCAACCCGAGACGUCGUUUGCGAUUUUCAAUCGAUCAUUGUCGAACUUGGAUAUUGCGACUGGUAACAUCUCGACUGUGGAGAAUGCGACGUAUACUACCGAGGGACCGUCGAGUACAUGGGACGUCGAGAACGAGCCUCCGCCAAUGCCGGAACCGACGUGCUACGUUCUUGCACUGUGGGCGACGUGUACGGAGGAUGAGGUGGGUGCCAUCGCUAAUGGCACGGCGCUGAUUGAGAAUUAUAUCUUGGUCAAGAAGGACGACAAUUCGACCCAGAGCCCACCCCAUGAGAACUCGGCUCCGGCCGUUAUGAAGCAUGGAUGGUUCCAGAUUGUUUUGUCGCUAUCUGAGUUUUUCGACAUCCUUUUAUAA
Messenger RNA from Talaromyces marneffei, 1935 nucleotides. RefSeq lists its product as uncharacterized. Gene Ontology annotation, cellular component: fungal-type vacuole. The record is from RefSeq and is a predicted model, not a curated record. The transcript is spliced from 2 exons. The coding region runs from base 1 to 1935 and encodes 644 amino acids. Gene Ontology annotation, molecular function: serine-type carboxypeptidase activity. Lineage: Eukaryota; Fungi; Ascomycota; Eurotiomycetes; Eurotiales; Trichocomaceae. Gene Ontology annotation, biological process: proteolysis.